Messenger RNA from Coffea eugenioides, 4252 nucleotides. RefSeq lists its product as uncharacterized. The record is from RefSeq and is a predicted model, not a curated record. The coding region runs from base 318 to 3851 and encodes 1177 amino acids. Gene Ontology annotation, biological process: signal transduction. Lineage: Eukaryota; Viridiplantae; Streptophyta; Magnoliopsida; Gentianales; Rubiaceae. The transcript is spliced from 11 exons.
AACUCUUUGCGGAGAAUUUUUUUAAAGACUUGUGGAUUGGUGACAGAAAGAAUUUUCUUUCAAUUUCAAUCGUCGCAACGCUUUUCCGACGCCAACUUCUUCUCCUUUUCUCCUCUUUCCCCUUCUUUAUUUCUCUCCCGGUAUAUGUGUAUAUACAUAUAUAAAAAAAAAAGAAAUUGUUGUUGAGGGUAGAUAAUUAUUAUUGAUCGAUUAAUUGGAUUCUCAUUUUUUUUUCUUGUUAGUUAAUUACUAAUAAGAAGAAUUCUGGAGUGAUCAGUUAGUAUCACAGUGUUUAUUUUUUAUUAUUUGAGAUUGAGAUGGGAGUGGAGACGCCGGAGACUGGAAUGGUGACGUCACCGGUGGGAAUAGCCAUGGAUUUUCCGGUGACCGAUGGAGCCAUGUCUUGUUCGCCGCCCAAGAUGCCUUCCAGGCUUCUCCGGAGGAUGUCCGACCCCAAAACUUCCACUCCUCCUACUGUUGAACAAAUUGAAGCCAAGCUUCGUCACGCUCAUCUUCGUCGUCAGAAAUUUUACGAGCAUUUAUCAAGCAAGGCAAGGCCGAAGCCCAGAAGUCCUUCACAAUCCUCAUCUGACGAGGACGAUCGUGGACAGCGUCUCGAGGCUAAGCUUCAAGCUGCUGAACAGAAAAGGUUGAGCAUUCUAGCAGAGGCUCGGAUGCGCCUUGCAAAGCUGGAUGAGCUGCGGCAAGCAGCUAAAACUGGUGCAGAAAUGCGUUUUAGGAAGGAAAGAGCUGAAAUAGGCACAAAGAUGGAAUUGCGGGUUCAGCAGGCAGAAACUAAUAGAAUGCUUAUCCUGAAGGCUUACAAGCAAAGGAGGGCCAUGUUGAAGGAGAGGACAUCUCAAUCAUUAUUGCGAAGGAUGGCUCGAGAGAGCAAGUAUAAGGAGCGAAUUCGUGCUGCUAUCUGUCAAAAGCGUGCAGCUGCUGAGAAGAAGCGAUUAGGUUUGCUGGAAGCUGAGAAAAAGAGGGCAUGUGCAAGAAUACUUCAAGUGCGAAAGGUAGCAAAGCGCAUCUCUCACCAGCGGGAGAUUAAGAGACGGGAAAUACAAAACAAGUUGGAAGACAGGCUUCAACGGGCUAAGAGACAGAGAGCGGAAUAUUUGAUGCAGAGAGGAAGGGGCCAUGGUUCUGUUCGUGGUAAUGGGAAACAAAUCCAUGAGCAGGCGGAUGUUCUUUCUAGGAAAUUGGCAAGGUGCUGGAGGUGCUUUUAUAAGCUGAGGAAAACCAGUCUACAACUGGCAAAGUCCUACAAUGCACUGAAAAUUAAUAAGAGCUCUGUGACAGCAUUGCCAUUUGAGAAGCUGGCACUUAUGAUUGAAUCAGGAUCUACACUUAAGACGACAAAAGCUUUGCUUGACCGGCUUGAGAUUCGAUAUGUAUUGUCACGGGUGUUUGCUUCGACUCCUAGUCCUUCUAGUUGGGAUGACAUUGAUCACCUUCUCAAGCGAGUAGCAUCCCCGAAAAGGAGAGCUACACCCAGGAAAUCUAUGGGAAAUAGAGAGGCUAGGAAACAAGGCUCCAGCAAACAAGCACCCAAAACUCCUCCUAAAUUAUCUAGGUACCAAGUGAGAGUUGUGCUUUGUGCUUACAUGAUACUGGGCCACCCAGCCUCAGUUUUUAGUGGUCAUGGAGAUCGUGAAAUUGCUCUGGCAGAGUCUGCUGAAAAAUUUGUGAGGGAAUUUGAGUUGUUGGUUGAAAUUAUGUUAUAUGGGCCUAGAGAGAAUUCUAACAAUCCUGAUCAUGCGUCAACAAGAAGAUUGAACUUUAGGUCUCAGCUUGCAGCUUUCGAUUCAGCAUGGUGUUCUUAUUUGAAUAGCUUUGUUGUGUGGAAAGUGAAAGAUGCCGAGUCUCUCGAGGAGGAUUUAGUGAGAGCUGCUUGCCAUCUCGAGCUUUCAAUGAUUCAGACUUGCAAGAUGACUCCUGAGGGUGAGAGUGGUUCUCUUACUCAUGAUAUGAAGGCUAUACAGAGACAGGUAACAGAAGAUCAGAAACUUUUGAGGGAGAAGGUUCAUCAUCUGAGUGGGGAUGCUGGCAUUAAACGUAUGGAAACUGCAAUUUCUGAAACAAGAACAAAAUAUUUUCAGGCAAGGGAGAAUGGGAGUCCUGUUGGUUCACCUUUCACUGAUGUUUCUUCUCCCAUUACUGCUAGUAUCCCAACUUCCCAUCCUUGUCUCGGUACCUCAGAAAAAAGUAGUACUGUGAAUGGGAAUACUCAAAAGCCAAAUAAUGUGGCGAGGAGAUUAUUUGGGGAUAAAGAUAAUCUGAGUGAAGUUAGUGCUGACAGGCAGUCCCACACUUCUGGUGUGAAGAUGGAUUUGGAGAAUGAGUUGAUUGUAAACGAAAGCGUUCAUGGAGAGCAACUUGUACAUGAUGAAAACAUUAGUUUUGCAGAUGGCAGCCAAAACAGUAUGGAGGAAAAGGUGAAAGAGACAAUGAAGAAAGCUUUCUGGGAUGGCAUAAUCGAAUCAGUGGAACAGAAUGAACCAAAUUUUGGCCGCAUUAUUGAACUAAUGAGGGAGGUCAGAGAUGAAAUUAGAUGGAUGGCGCCAGAGAGCUGGAAAGGAGAUAUUUCUGAAGUGAUUGAUCUGGACAUUCUUUCUCAGGUAUUGAGUACGGGUAAUCUAGACAUGGACUAUCUUGGGAAGAUUUUGGAGUUUGCACUGGUCACAGUAGAGAAGCUUUCUGCUCCGGCUCAUACCGAAGAAUUGAAGGCUAAACAUCGUGGGUUUUUGGAAGAAUUGGCUGAGAUGUGUCGAGCUGGGGAUGCAUCAAGAAAGUCGCAUAUCAUAGCACUUGUUAGGGGUUUGCGCUAUGUAUUAGACCAAAUACAGACACUCAAGCAAGAGGUCAGUAAAGCACGUAUACGACUUCUCGAACCAUUGCUCAAGGGACCUGCUGGUCUGGAUUUUCUUAGGAAAGCUUUCAUCAAACACUAUGGGGAUCCUGAUGAUGCCCUGACCACCUUACCACUGACAAUGCAGUGGCUUUUGUCUGUAAGAGACAUUAAAGACCAACAAUGGGCCGAACACACUAAUAUUCUGUUGGAAUUGAUUAGAAGCCAUGAAUCCUCAUCUGAAAGGUCGGUGCCUUCAACCACACUUCGAACUGGGGGAAGCUUUUCGGUGAGAAGUGGAAAUCAAGCAUCGCUAGUUUCUUCCUCUGCUACUAGCUCUUCAGGGGCAGAAUGCAAGGGAGAAAAGGUGGAUUUGAUGGUGAGGCUUGGGUUGCUAAAGUUGGUUAGUGAGAUCUCUGGUAUAACCGAAGCAAGCUUGCCUGAAACCCUGAAGCUCAAUUUUAUGAGGUUGAGGACUGUUCAGGCUCGCAUUCAGAAGAUCAUUGUAAUUGCUACAAGCAUCCUAGUCCUGCAGCAGACCUUUUUUAGUGAGAGAAUCGCAAUCAGCCAUGGGGACACUGAGCGUAUUGUCUUGAGUAGCGUUAGACAAUUGACUGAUCUCCUGGACAUGACCAAGGAUGCUGGUAUCUUGGAGAUCACUGAGUUAAUAACUAGAGUUGUAGAUGAUUGUGGUUCUGUUGAUAACACGAAGCUCCAAUCGAUAAAAAAUAUCAUGGCUCGGAUGUUAACCAAAAGCCUUCAAGCUGGGGAUACUAUUUUUAGUCGGAUAUCCCAUGCAAUCUAUGUAGCUAGUAGAGGUGUUGUACUUGGUGGUAGUGGUACGCAUGGAAGAGAAUUAGCUGAGAUUGCAUUACGGCAAGUUGGUGCAGCUAGUCUUUUGGAUGAGGUGGUUGGCGCUGCAUCAGUACUGGUGGUGGCAGCUACCGUGUCAAUGAAUGUUCAUGGGCCAUGGUAUGCACGUUUGUUGGAGAACGUGUGAAGAGAGAAAUAAGUCAGAUAGUACUCUGGUAAAGAACAUCCAGAGAAACACAGUUAUUGGUUCUCUUGUAUAUAAUGUAUUAGGGAUUCUAGUUGCUGUAUGAUUCGAAAUUCAAGUUUAAGAUACAUUAUUGUGAAGAAGGGGUUAGGGGAAAUGUAAAUAUUAGUGAAAUAAAGGACAGGACACAGUUAUUGCUUAGCGUUAGGGAUUGUAUUCCUCUUCUGUGCUGUGAAAGUAGCGAGUGGCUGUCUACCAGUCUAUUCAAGCUAAACACAGUAAAGUAAUGUUUGAAGGAAACUUUGUGUCGAUGUAUCAAAUUCUGUUAUAUUAGUCGGUGGCAGCAAAUAAUAAUGUAAUAACACCAAUCUUCCUUUGACGAGCAUGUAUACUAUCUUGUUCAU